Messenger RNA from Centruroides sculpturatus (bark scorpion), 3343 nucleotides. RefSeq names its product AP-3 complex subunit beta-1-like (gene rb). Gene Ontology annotation, cellular component: membrane coat; AP-3 adaptor complex. The transcript is spliced from 24 exons. The record is from RefSeq and is a predicted model, not a curated record. NCBI's taxonomy places the organism in Eukaryota, Metazoa, Arthropoda, Arachnida, Scorpiones, Buthidae. Gene Ontology annotation, biological process: intracellular protein transport; vesicle-mediated transport. Bases 37 to 3186 code for a protein of 1049 amino acids.
UAAAAUUAUUUUUUCAGGCAUGAAGAUCUAAAAAAUAUGUUAGAUAGCAAUAAAGAUGGGUUAAAAUUAGAAGCAAUGAAAAGAAUUAUUGGUAUGAUUGCCAAAGGUAAAGAUGCUUCUGAAUUAUUUCCUGCCGUAGUGAAAAAUGUUGUUUCUAAGAAUAUUGAGGUUAAAAAAUUGGUUUAUGUGUAUUUAGUUCGCUAUGCUGAAGAGCAGCAAGAUCUUGCUCUUUUAUCGAUUAGCACAUUCCAAAGAGCAUUAAAGGACCCCAAUCAAUUGAUAAGAGCAAGUGCACUAAGAGUAUUAUCCAGCAUUAGAGUUCCUGUUAUUGUACCAAUAAUGAUGCUUGCAAUAAAAGAUGCAGUAAAUGAUAUGUCUCCUUAUGUACGUAAGACUGCAGCUCACGCUAUUCCAAAGCUAUACAGCUUGGAUCCUGAACAAAGAGAUCAAUUAAUAGAAGUAAUUGAAAAAUUGUUAUCUGAUAAGACAACUCUGGUUGUUGGAAGUGCCGUUAUGGCUUUUGAAGAAGUCUGUCCCGAAAAAAUUGAUCUCAUACACAAAAAUUAUAGGAAAUUAUGUAACAUGCUUGUAGACGUAGAAGAAUGGGGCCAAGUAGUGAUAAUUAAUGUGUUAACCCGUUAUGCUCACACACAGUUUGUAGAUCCAAAUAAAUAUUUAAAGGAUGGUGAUGAAGAGGAUGAAAAUAAACCAUUUUAUGAUUCAGAUGAAUCAGAAAAUAAAGAACCAAAAGAAAAUAAAUAUAUUAUGGAUCCCGAUCAUCGCUUACUACUACGAAAUUGCAAACCUUUACUUCAGAGUCGUAAUGCUGCAGUUGUAAUGGCAGUAGCUCAAUUAUAUUGUUACUUGGCUCCAAAAAAUGAAGUAAAUAUUAUUGCCAAAGCUCUCAUUCGUCUUAUUCACAGUCACAGAGAGAUUCAGUCUGUUGUACUUAGCAAUAUUGCUACUUUAUCUACUAAACAUAAGAAACAAGGAAUGUUUGAACCUUAUCUAAAGAGUUUCUUUGUAAGACCAAGUGAUCCAACUCAUAUUAAGUUACUUAAGUUGGAAAUUCUAACUAAUCUUUCAACGGAAACAAAUAUUUCUAUAAUAUUGAGAGAAUUUCAAACUUAUGUUUCAAGUUCAGAUAUGGAUUUUGUGGCAGCUACAAUUCAGGCCAUCGGUCGUUGUGCCAGUUCUAUUAAGGAAGUCACGGAUACGUGCUUGAAUGGUUUAGUUUCUUUGCUAUCCAACAGAAAUGGUACAGUCGUGGCUGAAAGUGUUGUUGUAAUUAAAAAACUACUACAGAUGCAGCCUUCUGAACAUAAAGAUAUCAUUAUUCACAUGUCAAAGCUGAUGGACUCUAUUACGGUUCCUAUGGCUCGGGCCUCGAUUCUCUGGUUACUGGGAGAGUAUGCCGACAGAGUGCCAAAAAUUGCUCCUGAUGUGUUACGUAAAGUAACCAAAUCAUUUAUACAUGAGGAAGAUAUUGUAAAAUUACAAACUCUUAAUUUAGCUUCCAAACUGUAUCUGACAAAUGCUAAACAGACCAAACUGUUGACGCAGUAUGUCUUCAAUUUGGCAAAGUACGAUCAAAAUUACGAUAUAAGAGAUCGAGCACGAUUUCUGAGGCAGUUAAUAAUGCCUCAAGGAGAGAAACCAUCCUAUCUCUCAAAAUGUGCCAAAAAAAUACUCUUGGCAUCAAAACCUGCACCUCUUUUACAGUCAAAGUUUUCAGAACGAGAUAUUUAUCAACUCGGAUCACUGUCUCAUUACAUCGAUGCCCGAGCAAACGGUUAUUGUGAUUUACCAAAAUUUCCAGAGGUGGCACCUGAUCCUUCAUUGAGAAAUGUAGAUCUACCGACACCUUGGCAAGAUAUAAAAAUAGGAAAAAAGAAAAAACCAGUAAUAAAGAAAAAAUCAUUUUAUUCGGAAACAGAAUCAUCAAGUUCUGAAGAAGCUGCCGAAGGAUCCGCAAGUUCUGAAUCUGAAGCAGAAGAGAGUGAAGAUAAAGUGUCAGGCUCCAGUGAAGAAGACAGCGAAUCUCAAUCUGAAAGUGAAGAGGAAGAAUCUGAAAGAAAUAGUAGUGAAGAAGAAGAAAGUGAAUCUGGAAGUGGCUUUCGAGUUAAAUUUUCAAGGGAUAAAGUGAGACCUGGGAGUAGUAAAGAGGAAGAAAGUGAAGGAGCAGAGGAGAGUAGCAGCAGUGAGGCUGAAGAAUCAACUUCUAGUGAAGAUGAUGAUGAUGAGGACGAAGAGGAGGAAGAUGAAGAAGAAGAAAAGGCUUGGAAUAAAAAGAAAAGUUCAGAAAAGAAACAGCAAUCAGAUAAGAAACCAAGUAAAGAUUUAUUGUUAUUGGAUCUUGAUGAUUUCAAUAUCCCAGCUUCCACAGUUCCAGUAAUGCAACCAUCAGCAAUGACUGUACUUACACCUUCUGCCAUCACUAUUUUAGAUAAACCACUGGAAAAACCCAUAUUUACGCCAAUUAUGAUUCCACCAUUUGUACCUGUUCAGAAACACGAAUUGUUGAACCGCUAUAAUGGAAGUGGUUUAAUUGUCACUUACAGAUUUACUAGGAGUCCAAAUAUCUAUUCGUCUAAAAUGAUAUCUGUAGAAUUGACACUAACAAAUGAGAGUGCAGAAGAAAUUAAAGAUUUAUACAUAUCGGAUAAAAAAUCAAGCAAUGUUGAAGUGAAAGGAGUUACAGAAAUAGGUUCUUUACCUGUGGGAAGCAUGUUAACUAUAACUAUUGGAAUUGAUUAUAAUGAGACAACUCAGCCUGCCUGGUUUGAAUUAAAAUCAAAGAAAAGAAGUCAUAAUCUCUCUAUUAAAGCUCCAAUUGGUGAAACACUUCAGCCAGUUGAAAUUAGCAAGGCAGAUUUCCUUACACAACAGAAUAAACUGAAAGGAAUGAAUGAAAAUACUGGUUGUGUCACCGUUCUGUCAGACAAGAAUGAUCCCAAGUCUAUCAUCAACACCAUUUACGAGACGGCAAAUGUCAAAGAAGUCUACGAGAAAGAAGAACAGAGUGGAGUGUACAGAUUUGCCGCCCAAACUCUAGUUUCUCAUUCUCCGGUUUUAAUUACCGUUCAAGUCUUAAAUGACGGAAAGGCUAACAUCACCGUGAAUUGUGAGAAGAUGAUUAUCGGUUCCAUGCUGCUAAAAGAACUCAAGGAAUCGCUCGGGAAAUGAUCCAAAACUUUAAUUUACAUUAUGUUUAUCUUGAGAUUUUUCAAAGUUGAUUCUCAUUUGAAUCCAAAUCGUUACCGUGGUUAAACAGUUGUCUAAAAUAUAACAGAUAAAUUCCAACCAUAACUUAACCACAGAAAAUAAAAGGUAAUGAAAUUUU